Molecule: messenger RNA, 4022 nt
Organism: Musa acuminata AAA Group (dessert banana)
Lineage: Eukaryota; Viridiplantae; Streptophyta; Magnoliopsida; Zingiberales; Musaceae
Product: probable phospholipid-transporting ATPase 4
Exons: 11
Coding region: 195-3866 (1223 amino acids)
Biological process (GO): phospholipid translocation
Cellular component (GO): plasma membrane
Molecular function (GO): magnesium ion binding; ATP hydrolysis activity; ATP binding
Source: RefSeq, a predicted model, not a curated record
CCCCCCAAAACUUAACCGACGUUCGCGUUCCAGCGCUCGAGGGUGCGAGAGCACCCUCAUCCUUGGAUCCCUUCCCCUCCACCUGCCUCUCGCCAUUGUGGGAUCCGGGGAAGCUUGGGAGGGCGUUCGAUCCUUUCCCUCCCCUUCCUCCCCCACAGAUCGAUUCCCGAGGAAGAAACCCUAGCCAGAGAAAGAUGGCCCCGGGACGAAGGAGACACGAGCGACUCCGGUGGAGCAAGCUCUACACUUUUUCUUGUCUCCGUCCCACCGUGGUGACGGACGAUGAGCAACCCCAUCCCCUGCAAGGGCCCGGAUACUCGCGGCUCGUCCAUUGCAACCAGCCCGGAUUACACCAAAAGAAACCGCUCAAUUACUGCACCAACCACAUCAGCACAACCAAGUACAACAUCAUCACCUUCCUCCCCAAGGCCAUCUUCGAGCAGUUCCGCCGCGUCGCCAACCUAUACUUCCUUCUCACCGCAUCACUCUCUCUCACCCCCGUGACGCCCUUCUCUGCGGUGAGCAUGAUUGCGCCAUUGGCAUUCGUCGUCGGUCUCAGUAUGGCUAAGGAGGCAAUGGAAGAUUGGAACAGGUUUAUGCAGGACAUGAAGGUUAACAGCCGUAAGGUCAGCGUCCACAGUGGAGAGGGGCGCUUCGGCUACAAACAUUGGCAGGAGAUUCGUGUUGGAGAUGUUGUGAGGGUGGAAAAGGACCAAUUCUUCCCCGCCGACUUGCUUCUACUGUCAUCGAGCUAUGACGACGGCAUAUGCUAUGUCGAGACCAUGAAUUUGGAUGGAGAAACAAAUCUGAAGGUUAAAAGAUCUUUGGAGGUGACUUUGCCAUUGGAUGGUGACGCCAGUUUCAGACAUUUCACAAGCACCAUUCGAUGCGAAGACCCCAAUCCCAAUCUCUACACUUUCGUGGGUAACUUUGAGUAUGAGAAGAAGGUUUACGCUCUUGACCCAGGUCAGAUUCUCCUCAGGGACUCCAAGCUUCGGAACACUACAUAUGUCUACGGUGUGGCUAUCUUCACCGGCCAUGACAGCAAAGUGAUGCAGAAUUCUACGGAAUCACCAUCUAAGAGAAGCAGAAUUGAGAAGAAAAUGGAUAAUAUUAUAUACGUUCUCUUCACCUUUCUCAUACUGAUUUCAUUGAUCAGCUCAAUCGGCUAUGGUGUGAUCACAAAGUUCGGGAUGCCACAAUCGUGGUAUUUGCAACCGAGCGAGACCUCAUACGUUUAUGAUGCUUCGAAGCCUGUUUUAUCUGGCUUCUACCAUCUUCUUACUGCUCUUAUUCUUUAUGGAUACCUUAUUCCCAUUUCACUAUAUGUUUCGAUCGAGGUUGUCAAGGUCUUGCAAGCAACCUUCAUCAACCAAGAUAUUCACAUGCGUGAUGAGGAGACAGGAUAUUCAGCGCAAGCACGGACAUCAAAUUUGAAUGAGGAGCUCGGGCAGGUUGAUACGAUAUUAUCAGACAAAACUGGCACCUUGACUUGCAACCAGAUGGAUUUUUUGAGGUGCUCCAUUGCUGGAGUUCCAUAUGGUGUGGUUUCUAGUGAAGUGGAGAUCGCAGCUGUGAAGCAGAUAGCAUCGGAAGUUUCUGGCACAAUCGAGCAGCAUAGCAGCACUCAAGAUUUCUGGGAGGAUAGUGGGGAUGGCUUUGGCUCAUCGGAGUGUGAAUUGGAAGUCGGGAUCGCUCGCAUGGUUGGGAAGCCACAAAGGCCUACAACCAAGGGGUUCAGCUUCGAGGACGACCGCCUCAUUCAUGGGAAUUGGGCAAAAGAGCCUAAUGCCGGUACCAUUCUUGUGUUCUUGAGGGUACUUGCUCUCUGUCAUACAGCAAUUGCGGAGGCAAAUGAAAAAACUGGUGCUUUUACAUACGAAGCAGAAUCACCGGAUGAAGCAGCUUUCCUUGUUGCAGCCAGAGAAUUUGGGUUUGAAUUUUGUAAGAGGACUCAAUCAAGUGUCUUCAUCAGGGAGAGAUACUCUGCUUCGGAGGAUCCUGUAGAAAGGGAGUUCAAGGUUCUGAAUAUUUUGGAGUUCAACAGCAAAAGGAAGAGAAUGUCAGUGAUUUUGCGUGAUGAGACCGGGCAGAUUAUUCUUUUAUGCAAAGGUGCUGACAGCAUCAUUUUGGAUAGGCUGUCAAAAAAUGGAAGAAUAUAUGAGAUCGAGACGAUUAAACAUCUAAAUGAAUAUGGGGAGGCAGGCCUGCGGACUUUAGCACUGGCUUAUCGUGUUCUUGAUGAAUCCGAGUACUCUGCUUGGAACACAGAGUUCCUUAAAGCCAAAACUACCAUUGGGCAUCACAGAGAAGCUGAACUCGAGCGUGUCUCUGACACAAUUGAGAGGGAUCUGAUUCUUGUUGGUGCAACUGCUGUCGAAGACAAAUUACAGAAAGGAGUUCCACAGUGCAUAGAUAAACUAGCACAAGCUGGUCUCAAAAUCUGGGUUCUGACGGGUGAUAAGAUGGAGACUGCAAUUAAUAUAGGAUUCUCCUGUAGUUUACUUAGACAAGGCAUGAAGCAGAUCUGUUUAUCCGUCGAUAGCAGUAACAUACUGUCAUUAAACAAAGAAAAGGCUGCAAAAGAGAGUACUUUGAUGCAAAUAAUUGAUGCCCAUGAAAUGGUCAAGCUAGAGAAGGAUCCAAAUGCGGCAUUUGCUUUGAUCAUCGAUGGUAAAACCUUAACUUACGCCCUGGAGGAUGACCUAAAGAAUCAAUUUUUAAGUCUAGCAGUUAAUUGUGCUUCUGUCAUAUGCUGCCGGGUCUCACCAAAGCAGAAGGCAUUGGUGACUCGUCUGGUGAAAGAAGGCACAGGUAAAACUACAUUAGCCAUAGGCGAUGGUGCUAAUGAUGUGGGCAUGAUUCAAGAGGCUGAUAUCGGUGUCGGCAUUAGUGGGGUAGAAGGAAUGCAGGCUGUGAUGGCCAGUGAUUUCUCCAUAUCUCAGUUUCGAUUCCUCGAACGGCUUCUCGUUGUCCAUGGCCACUGGUGCUACAAGCGGAUAGCACAGAUGAUAUGCUAUUUCUUCUACAAGAACAUAGCCUUUGGCCUCACAAUUUUCUACUUCGAGGCGUAUACUGGCUUCUCCGGGCAAUCAGUGUAUGCCGACUGGUACAUGCUACUAUUCAACGUCAUUCUAACCUCGUUGCCGGUGAUAUCAUUAGGAGUCUUUGAACAAGAUGUCUCCUCCGAAGUAUGCUUACAGUUUCCAGCAUUGUACCAACAAGGGCCCAGGAACCUUUUCUUCGAUUGGUACAGGAUUUUUGGAUGGAUGGGCAAUGGUCUAUACUCAUCCAUAGUCAUAUAUUUCCUCAGCAUCCAAAUCUUCUACAGCCAGGCGUUCCGCGCCAACGGCCAGACUGCCGACAUGGCUGCCGUGGGCACGAGCAUGUUCACCUGCAUCGUUUGGACUGUGAACCUGCAAAUUGUGCUGACAAUGAGCCACUUCACAUGGAUUCAGCACCUCUUUGUGUGGGGCAGCAUCGCCACGUGGUACCUCUUCCUGAUAGCUUACGGAAUGUGCUCGCCGGUGAUCUCUGGAAAUGCCUACCGGAUACUGUCGGAAGCUCUCGGGCCUGCCCCCAUGUACUGGGCUGCCACACUUUUAGUCACUCUUUCCUGCAACAUUCCCUAUCUGGUCUACAUCGCCUUCCAGAGAGCCUUGAAUCCACUUGAUCACCAUGUGAUCCAGGAGAUCAAGUAUUACAGGAAGGAUGUGGAGGACCAGCAUAUGUGGAAGAGGGAGAGGUCCAAAGCUAGGCAGAGGACCAAGAUUGGUUUUACAGCAAGAGUAGAUGCCAAGAUCAGGCAGCUGAAAAGGAAGCUGCAGAAGAAAGUCUCAUCGCUGAGCAUCCAAACUCAAUCAUAACACGCCCAUGGCCUCCUACUUGGUUGACUCUUUCUUCUCCGUGUCAUCUGUCAUUGGCUCUAGAGUUUUCUUCCUCACUAAAACGUUUCAUAUCUGGAUCCAUGUUGAGGCAAGGCUCUAUGGAACUAGUUGACGUAUAUGUUGAGUCAAUGCUCA